Molecule: messenger RNA, 1287 nt
Organism: Gadus morhua (Atlantic cod)
Lineage: Eukaryota; Metazoa; Chordata; Actinopteri; Gadiformes; Gadidae
Product: CD209 antigen-like protein C
Exons: 2
Coding region: 213-1070 (285 amino acids)
Source: RefSeq, a predicted model, not a curated record
UGUGUCUAACCAUACACUGUGACUCUGCAAGCACAUGUAGCAAGUAGCCUCUGGUUAAAAUACUUCCUGUUUGAUCAAAGUAGGCGUUAAGACUUUGACAUGCUGGCAUUCAAAACGCACAGAAAGACGAGGCACUCAUAGGGGUAGGACGAUAAGAAACUCUGAAAACAGUUUGGACCAACGCGACCAAGGUGAUUAACGCCACGCCCAACAUGGCCAGGAACACACAAGGAGAGAGAGAGGAGAGGAUAGUGGACAUCUACGCUACCAGUGAGAGCCUCAGAGAUCAACACCAGGACUAUGUGGGGACAGAGGAGUCCUCCAAGUCUCUGGGAACAGUAAGAAGUCAGCUGCCGGACCCUGUGAGCCCUCCUCCGUGGCCGAUCAGGGCUGUGGUGGUGCUUCUGGUCCUGCUGUCUCUUACCCUACUGGCUGGACUGCUUCGGUUUGUAAUGCAACACAAGACCAUAAGCAUGUGCAGAGACGUGGAGCAACUUCACCAAAGGAUGAAGAAUAUGACAGAGCAACACAAGACCGUAUGCAUGGACAGAGACGUGGAGCAACUUGAACUUCACCAAAGGCUGAAGAAUGUGACGGAGCAACACAAGACCGUAAGCAUGGAGGUGGAGCAACUUCUCCAAAGGCUGAAGAAUGUGAAAGAGCAGAGGGACUCACGGCUUUGUAAUCAGGAAUGUCCACGUGAUUGGAAUAAGUUUGGUUGUAAAUGUUAUUUCAGUGUGUGGGGAUCCUGGAAUAAGAGCAGGGAGCUCUGUGUUUCCCCCGGAGCAGAUCUGCUGGUGGUGGACAGUAAAGAGGAGAUGGACUUCAUUAGCAGGUACGACGGGGACCCCUGGCUCGGAGCGACAGAUGAGGCCAGUGAAGGGUUGUGGAGAUGGGUUGAUGGGACCGUCCUGUCAGCGGCUAGCCCCUCCUGGAGGGGAGGAAAACCUGAUGGUGGCAAGGACAAGAACUGCUUAAGGAAGGUCUGGGUGCAUCCCAACUUUAAAUGGACAGAUGAGAGCUGUGAAGACUACAGAUAUGGGCUUUGUGAAUAUAAUUUAAUGAAAUGAUGGAUGAAAACAUUUCUUUGUCGGACAGAUGUGUUUCUUUGACUAUUAUUUUAUCUUAAUGCCAACUAACAUUCGUUGUUUUGUUUCAUACUUGUUGAGUUCUGCCAUUCGAUCAGAGCUGUGAUUGGCUGCAAGGUUUUUUAUCUCCUUAAAAGGAGAUGACAUGAAGACUUCCCUGGUCACUGCAGGAGCUGUACAUAGAUGCUGCUUGUAGGUC